CUGAAGACCCCGCACAGCGACUACAUUCACGAUGCUGUACAUUAUCGGGCUUGGGCUCGCCGAUGAGCGCGACAUCAGCACGCGGGGUCUCGAAAUCGUGCGCCGCGCCGAAAGAGUCUACCUCGAAGCGUACACGGCCGUGCUGCUUGUCGACAAAGAGCAACUCGAAAGCUUCUAUGGCCGCGAAGUCGUUAUCGCCGACCGCGAAAUGGUCGAGUCUCAGUCGGAGCAGAUUCUAGAGGGAGCCGCUGAAAAGGAUGUGGCAUUCUUGGUGGUCGGCGAUCCCUUCAGUGCGACUACGCAUACCGACUUUGCGCUCCGCUGUAGACAGAGUGACCCGCCGAUACCCUACCGCACGCUACCCAAUGCCAGCAUCUUGACCGCCGUGGGCGCGACAGGACUCAGCUUGUACAACUUUGGGCAGACCGUAUCCAUGGUCUUCUUCACAGACAACUGGCGGCCAGACAGCUUCUACGAUCGUGUAGCGGAGAAUGUCAACCUCGGGUUGCAUACACUCGUUCUGCUGGACAUUAAGGUCAAAGAGCCGAAUCUGGAAGCACUGGCACGAGGCAAGAUCGUGUAUGAGCCUCCACGCUUCAUGACUGUCGCUCAGUGCGCCGAGCAAAUGAUCGAAGUCGAGGAGAAGAGAAGUCAAGGCGUGUGCGGAGGCUACAAGCUCGCAGUUGGCGUGGCCAGAUUGGGCAGUGAAGGAGAGCAAAUCGUUGCUGGCACGUUGGAGGAGUUGACACAAGCUGAUCUCGGCAAGCCCUUACACAGUCUGGUGUUAUGUGGAAAGAAGAUGCACGAGAUGGAGUGGGAAUAUAUGCGCGACUUUGCCAUGGAUAAAGAGAAGUUUGAUGAGAUAUGGAAGAGGGACUAUGCAGGCAGUGCAUGAUUCCAAUGCUUGCGAAUCAAGAGGAGCGCGUUACGCGUCGUGGGGAAGCACAACUUCUAUCGCGGUCAUGGCGGGGCCGCAAUACAACCACCAAAACAGACUGCGGACCACAGUCCGACACUUCUGCCAAUACGCAAAGUUCAAUCGCAAAACCCUCCUGAAAACCCUGGUCAGUCUCGUGUUCGCCGUAUCCAGCAAAGCUAUAACUUGACAUCGACCUUCGCGCCAAACACAACCUGAAGUUCAAGUUUGCAACAAAGCGAGACAUACAUAGGGGUGCACAGGGCCGAUUGAUCGCCAUCCAUACGGACUACGCAAGUGCCACUUCGGAUCCCGGUAUAGGAGAGCCCUCACCCAUGACGUCGGAAGCCCUAGGGCUUCUGCAAUAGGCUAUAGCAACACUCCCCCAUGUUUAGAAUCAGCACUAUACUAGGGCAGAAACCGGCAGAUCUCGGGCAAAAUGUCGACGUAUCCACGUCCCGUCAAUCACCAGGU
Molecule: messenger RNA, 1390 nt
Organism: Cercospora beticola
Lineage: Eukaryota; Fungi; Ascomycota; Dothideomycetes; Mycosphaerellales; Mycosphaerellaceae
Gene: DPH5
Product: diphthine synthase
Biological process (GO): protein histidyl modification to diphthamide
Molecular function (GO): diphthine synthase activity
Source: RefSeq, a predicted model, not a curated record